CAGGCCCCCCAAGAUGGACUGAACCAGGUUGCUGGCCAGACGGACAAGCUGGAUGCCAAGGUGAUGACCCCCCCGUGAGGAAGCCCUGUAGUGUGACUAGAGGAAGGGGCUGCCCCCGCCGGCCCCCCCCAACCCUGCCACCAUGAAUACCUCGGCCCCACCCGCCGUCAGCCCCAACAUCACCGUCCUGGCCCCGGGAAAGGGGCCCUGGCAAGUGGCCUUCAUUGGGAUCACCACAGGCCUCCUGUCCCUGGCCACGGUGACAGGCAACCUGCUGGUACUCAUCUCCUUCAAGGUCAACACUGAGCUCAAGACAGUCAACAACUACUUCCUGCUCAGCCUGGCCUGCGCUGACCUCAUCAUCGGUACCUUCUCCAUGAACCUCUACACCACGUACCUGCUCAUGGGCCACUGGGCUCUGGGCACACUGGCCUGCGACCUCUGGCUGGCGCUGGACUACGUGGCGAGCAACGCCUCCGUCAUGAACCUGCUGCUCAUCAGUUUCGACCGCUACUUCUCCGUGACCCGGCCCCUGAGUUAUCGAGCCAAGCGCACACCCCGCCGGGCGGCGCUGAUGAUCGGCCUGGCCUGGCUGGUCUCCUUCAUCCUGUGGGCCCCAGCCAUCCUUUUCUGGCAGUACCUGGUAGGGAAGCGGACGGUCCCGGCCGGCCAGUGCUACAUCCAGUUCCUGUCCCAGCCCAUCAUCACCUUCGGCACGGCCAUGGCCGCCUUCUACCUCCCCGUCACGGUCAUGUGCACGCUCUACUGGCGCAUCUACCGGGAGACGGAGAACCGGGCCCGGGAGCUGGCGGCCCUGCAGGGCUCCGAGACACCCGGUAAGGGGGGCGGCAGCAGCAGCAGCUCCGAGCGGUCCCAGCGGGGGACUGAGGGCUCCCCGGAGACCCCUCCGGGCCGCUGCUGCCGCUGCUGCCGGGCGCCCAGGCUGCUGCAGGCCUACAGCUGGAAGGAAGACGAGGAAGAGGACGAAGGCUCCAUGGAGUCCCUCACGUCCUCGGAGGGUGAGGAGCCUGGCUCUGAGGUGGUGAUCAAGAUGCCCAUGGUGGACCCCGAGGCGCAGGCCCCCGCCAAGCAGCCCCCCCGGAGCUCCCCCAACACGGUCAAGAGGCCAACCCGGAAAGGGCGUGAGCGAGCGGGCAAGGGCCAGAAGCCCCGAGGGAAGGAUCAGCUGGCCAAGCGGAAGACCUUCUCGCUGGUCAAGGAGAAGAAGGCGGCGCGGACCCUGAGUGCCAUUCUGCUGGCCUUCAUCCUCACCUGGACGCCAUACAACAUCAUGGUGCUGGUGUCCACUUUCUGCAAGAACUGUGUCCCCGAGACCCUGUGGGAGCUGGGCUACUGGCUGUGCUACGUCAACAGCACCAUCAACCCCAUGUGCUACGCUCUCUGCAACAAAGCCUUCCGGGACACCUUCCGCCUGUUACUGCUUUGCCGCUGGGACAAGCGUCGCUGGCGCAAGAUCCCCAAGCGCCCCGGCUCUGUGCACCGCACCCCCUCCCGCCAAUGCUGA
Neomonachus schauinslandi (Hawaiian monk seal) is the source of this 1525-nucleotide messenger RNA. RefSeq names its product cholinergic receptor muscarinic 1 (gene CHRM1). Gene Ontology annotation, cellular component: synapse; dendrite; plasma membrane. Bases 143 to 1525 code for a protein of 460 amino acids. NCBI's taxonomy places the organism in Eukaryota, Metazoa, Chordata, Mammalia, Carnivora, Phocidae. Gene Ontology annotation, molecular function: G protein-coupled serotonin receptor activity; G protein-coupled acetylcholine receptor activity. The transcript has 2 exons. Gene Ontology annotation, biological process: cognition; regulation of locomotion; saliva secretion. The record is from RefSeq and is a predicted model, not a curated record.